GUGGCUUUAUUUCAAACGUCAAAAACUUCAUUCAGUCCUCACUUUCAGGAACAGGAACACAACACAUGUACACAACACAAUAAUCCACACUUUUGCCACACUCCCCCAAACUUUUCUCUCUCUCUCUCUCUCUCUCUCGCUCUGCAACACACAAAUUUUGGAGCACUAUUCCAUGGCGGUGUUGAACCGCUUGUUGUUGAGAGUGGGAGCGAGAGCCACAACUACAAGCCACUCCAAAUUCCGUGCCUUCUCUUCUUCUUGCUCCAUAGUAAACCCCGAAGCUGACCUCAAAGCUUCUCCUCCGUCUUCGUCUUCUUCUUUGCUAGGCUCGAAGCUCCUCCCUCUCCGCCAAGACCACCAUCACCACCCAGUCCAAUGGGUUUUCCUUGGCUGCCCAGGCGUCGGAAAAGGCACCUACGCCUCUCGCCUCUCCAAACUCCUCCAUGUCCCUCACAUCGCCACCGGCGAUCUCGUCCGCGACGAGCUCUCCUCCUCCGGCCCCCUCUCUUCUCAGCUUGCAGAGAUUGUUAACCAAGGGCAAUUGGUUUCAGAUGAAAUUAUAAUAAAUUUGUUAUCCAAGCGUCUUGAAGCUGGUGAAGCUAAGGGUGAAUCUGGCUUCAUUCUUGACGGUUUCCCUCGAACCAUAAGACAGGCGGAAAUUCUGGAGGGGGUAACAGACAUUGACUUGGUGGUUAACCUGAAGCUUCGAGAAGAAGCAUUGCUUGCAAAGUGCCUUGGAAGAAGAAUAUGUAGUGAGUGUGGAGGAAACUACAAUGUUGCAUGUAUUGACAUAAAGGGUGAGGAUGGGAGUCCUGGAAUGUACAUGGCUCCACUUCUUCCCCCUCCACAUUGUGCAUCUAAACUUAUCACUCGACCGGAUGAUACUGAAGAAGUUGUAAAGGAACGCCUUCGUAUAUAUUACGAAAUGACUCAACCUGUGGAAGAAUUCUACCGCAGUCGUGGGAAGUUGUUGGAGUUUGAUCUGCCAGGUGGGAUCCCAGAAUCCUGGCCAAAGCUGCUUCAAGCUCUGCAUCUUGAAGACCAUGAUGACAAGCAGUCUGCAGCAGCAUGAAUUAAGUUACUUUUCUGCAAUCUGUAGUAUAUUUACAAAGUAAGCUAGUUCAUUCUUUGCAUGUUGAAGAUAUGCGCAUGCAUAUCUGUUUAAAAACGAAGGGCAACAUCAUUUAUGUCCAAUAAGAAGUGAUACAUGCCUAGGCAUCUACAAGGAAGCUCCCUGUUAGGAGGAGAUACAUGGAAUUUGUAAGAUAAUUGUUUGGAGAGCGAGGAAUUUUUAUAUUUUUUAGCUUGCCUGAAUACAACUGGGCCAGUGAGGGCAGCUCUACUGUUUCAAAUUGUGCUGUGAGAACUUGAGGAUUGAAUGUCCCAUAUAGAACAGAAUUGCCUACUUGUGAACUGGGUCAGAGGUCCUAGUUAUCCCGAUCCACACAAUCUGGUGCAUCUUGAAACUAUCUUAAAGAGUUACCAUGAGUUUAGGCCA
Messenger RNA from Quercus robur (English oak), 1498 nucleotides. RefSeq names its product probable adenylate kinase 6, chloroplastic. Gene Ontology annotation, molecular function: ATP binding; AMP kinase activity. Gene Ontology annotation, biological process: nucleobase-containing compound metabolic process. NCBI's taxonomy places the organism in Eukaryota, Viridiplantae, Streptophyta, Magnoliopsida, Fagales, Fagaceae. Gene Ontology annotation, cellular component: cytoplasm; mitochondrion. The record is from RefSeq and is a predicted model, not a curated record. The transcript is spliced from 4 exons. The coding region runs from base 173 to 1072 and encodes 299 amino acids.